Molecule: messenger RNA, 928 nt
Organism: Scomber japonicus (chub mackerel)
Lineage: Eukaryota; Metazoa; Chordata; Actinopteri; Scombriformes; Scombridae
Gene: phpt1
Product: phosphohistidine phosphatase 1
Exons: 3
Coding region: 183-569 (128 amino acids)
Biological process (GO): peptidyl-histidine dephosphorylation
Cellular component (GO): cytosol
Molecular function (GO): protein histidine phosphatase activity
Source: RefSeq, a predicted model, not a curated record
GGCGGAAGAAGCGUGACAGCUGAGUUACAGCUAGCUGUUGUGGUCAUUAAACAUUGCCCCAUUAACGUCUAGCUCAGAUAAUUCACGCCGUGUGUCCUCCGGGGCAGACAGGGAGUGUGUGGAUAAAACAGGAGCAGUGUGUUUGUGUUAGUACGGCUGCAGACACACAUACAGGGGGGAAGAUGUGCACUCAGACCAAGGCUGCAGCUCUCAUGGCAAAUAUACCGGGGGCAGACAUAGACCCGUCCGGUGUGUUUAAAUACGUCCUGAUCCGAGUUCACAGCAAAGAAGAAGGAGACGACGCGGAGGUAGAUAUAGUCCGAGGAUACGGCUGGGCGGAGUACCACGCUGAUAUCUAUGACAAGGUCUCAGAGGAGCUAGAAAAGGGUGGACAUCUGGACUGUGAGUGUAUCGGAGGAGGGAGGAUUAAACAUGAUGCCCAGGCCAAGAAGAUCCAUAUCUACGGAUACUCUAUGGGAUUUGGAAGAGCAAACCACGCGGUCUCUACUGAGAAACUGAAGGCUCGGUAUCCAGACUAUGAGGUGACCUGGGACAAUGAAGGAUACUGAAUUAAGACCAGCCUUUGUUGGAUGCCCUUCCCAGACUGACUUAGUACUUAACUGUGACCUCUCACAAGAAGGCAGAGCUUACCAACAUCAUUAUGAACCAUACAGAGACCAUAAGGAACUUUUUGAUACCACAUUAAUACAAGACAAGGAUUGACAAGUCUAAAUAAAAACAAGCCUUUUUGGUGUUUUUUUUGUUACAAAUUGACUGAAGUAUAGCAAACAAUGUUGUUUUUCACAUUUUAAUUAUUAUUUACUUUAGGCCUAAAACACAUGCAUGGUAAUCACAGUCAAAUUUGGAAUUAAAGUUGUAUAAAAUAUCAUCAUUAAACUUGUUUCUUAAUAAAAUAAAUAACUGGUUA